Messenger RNA from Medicago truncatula (barrel medic), 692 nucleotides. RefSeq lists its product as uncharacterized. The coding region runs from base 64 to 501 and encodes 145 amino acids. The transcript has 2 exons. Gene Ontology annotation, molecular function: zinc ion binding. The record is from RefSeq and is a predicted model, not a curated record. Lineage: Eukaryota; Viridiplantae; Streptophyta; Magnoliopsida; Fabales; Fabaceae.
CUCUAAAUUCCCAAAUUGAUUUUUUUUCAAACACUUCAGAUCUGAGUUCAAAAUUGGAGAACCAUGGAACGACAAGGAAGCAUAAAUCGCCGAAAGAAUCGUUUGUACUCAAACAGUGUUACAUCUUCUUCAACUCGACCUAGGGGACAAAAAUGUGGUUGUGGUAUUCGAACCAUUUUGAUGACAGCUACAAGAGGGAAACAUAUAGGAAGACAGUUCUGGAGAUGUCCAUAUUGGAUGAUGAAGGAUACUUGCAACAUGUUUAUCUGGGCUGAUGAAGUAGAAGAGAUUGAUGACACUGAUGAGAUUGAGGAUGUUGAUGAUGCUGGAGGUAAAGAUGUAAGUGUCAUUGCUUUAGGAAUUGCUGAGGAAGCUAGGAGGAAGAAUGUAAAGCUUUACACGAGGUUUAACCAAGAAAGGCUGAAAGGAAAAGUUACCUUGACACUGCUAAUUGUGUCAUUGAUUAUCAAUCUUGUCCUUGUUAUGAAGUUAAUGUUCUAAGAUUUUAGGUGUUUGUAAUGAAGAUAAGGUUCUAGACUUUUAGGCACUGCUGAUGUAUAAAAUGAUGUAUCAGUGGUUUAUUAGUAAGAAGUAAUGUUAUGGUAUGAAAAUCUUGUAAUAUUGGUGAGAACAGUAAUGUUAUGGUAUCAAUUUAUCUUGUCAAAACUUGGUAUCGAAAGUGACAUGUUAUG